Molecule: messenger RNA, 1042 nt
Organism: Klebsormidium nitens
Lineage: Eukaryota; Viridiplantae; Streptophyta; Klebsormidiophyceae; Klebsormidiales; Klebsormidiaceae
Source: the annotation of a GenBank genome assembly
CGCAGAAUGGCGCUGGAGGCGCUUUCCAGCUUCGAGGAGUGGCUUGAGAAGCAUGGGGCGGAGCUGCGAGGUGCGCACAUCCGCCUCAGUGCAGACAACCCCGAGUGGGGCCUGGGAGUGUACACGGCCCAGCACGAGCCCAGCGCUGACGAUGGGGUGCUGUGCCGCAUCCCCCUCGCUGGCCUGGCCUUGACCGUCCAGACGUGCCUGGAGGACCCGCAGCUGGGCGACUUCUUUGGGGGCCUAUUGGCUGAGGGGGAGGGCGACGGGCGGCUGUGCCUCAUGCUCUUUCUCGUGGUGCACAAGGCACUCGGCCCGCGCUCCGCCUGGGCGCCGUAUCCACACAUCCCGCGCUUUGUGUGGAUAUGGGUGCGGGGUAUGGGCCUUAUUCGGUCGCUCUUUGAGAACACCAACGUAGUAGAGAGUAUGUGACCCACUGCAGCCCCCACACCACAGCCCUGCAAGCCAUGAGCUCUUGCAAUCACGUGCCGGGGGCGAUCACGCUUAGGGCCCCUUGCCCCGAGUAGCCGUUUACUCGUGCCCCCUUGACCACAUUCACCUAUCAGCUACUUGGCGGUGCUCCCGCGUCCGCGCGAGUGCCCUGUCCCGCUCACCUGGACGGACCACGAGCUGCAGGCGCUGCGCGGGACUCCCCUCCUGGCCGCCACCCUGAGCAUGCGGCGCCAGCUGCAGGCGUUGUGGGACAGCAAGGUGCAGGCCCUGCUGCACGCCGCCUUCCAGCGAGUGGGCGUCAGCGCAGCCCCCUCCUGGCACGACUGGGUGUGGAGCCACGUGGUGGUGUGGAGCAGGCUGCUCGAGUGGCCUGCCCCGACCCCGGACGGCACCCCUGACGACAACAUGCAGGAGGGGCUGCUGCCGUUCAUCGACUUCUGCAACCAUGCCUCUGCCUCCCCUGUUGUGCGGGUGGCAGUUGAUGACGCCAUGGUGCUGGUCGCAGCAGCGCCGCUGCCCCCUGCGACGCAGGUGUGCAUCUCCUACGGAGAUAAGAGCAACGAGGAGUUGUUGUUCCUGUACGGCUUCG